CUCUAGUUAGUACUUCAGUGAAGGAAGCUGAGUGGCUCUACCAUCUGGAUGUGAGAUGGGGCUCCUGCCCUGCUGUGGCUGCACGUGCUGGUGGGUGCCCUGGGCUGAUGAUCCGGAGCUGUGACUCCCCUGCGGUAAAAACAGAGGCUGUCAGGAGCUGUGCAAGCCUCCUGCUCCCUGACAGCCAGGAAUGUACAGGGGAAUGCUGCGUCCUGUUGGAGCCUCUUUUCAGGAUAAGCCCUGAACCACCUAUGAGUGGUAAAAGAAGAUCCUCAUGGAUGAUGCCCAGAGCACCCCAAGGAAACGCUGCCCUUCCCAGGGCACUGCCUAUCUCCAGCUGUGCUGAAGAUGCCAUUGAGCAGCUGGAGCUGGGCUUGGGUCCCUCCCUGGUUUUUGUCCUAUAUCCAGAUUGCAAACAAGAAGUGCAAUAAUGAGAGGUUGACUGAUGCACCAGGGAUCAGCAAUUUGCAGGCUGAUUAUUUUGCUUAUGAUGCCGAGAGGACUGGACUUGGGCCUUGCAGCUAAUGUGUCAGCAGGGCAACCAGUGACACAGUUGCUGCUCUUGUUUUUUCUCAUUAUUUUAAUUUUUGUUUCCCCACUCACGUCUCUCUGUUGGACUUCUCAUGCUUUUAUAUGUUUGAAGGUGUUUCUCUCAGCCCCCUCCAUUCAGGUGCAUUUCCCCACUCUUAGUUUUGUGGUCUGUCUCAGCUUUUUUCUUUUUCAUGUUUUACAGAUUUGAGUUUCCUUUCUUCUGCUCUAUUCAGGCAGGGGAUAAAACCCCAUAUAUAUCAUAUGCCCAAUGGUAAGUGUGAAUUGGACAAAUUUGCAGAUCCAUUGUUUUAUCAGCAGCAGAAGAUUAGGUUUCUUGUCCUGUUAAAUCACUGUGCUUCAGCUAGUUCUGUUUUCCUCUUCAUUUUUUCAAGCAACAACCCCACAAAGAACAGCUUCUGCCUGGAAGCUUGGUUGGGAUGGCCACAAUGUUUAAAAGACAUCAUCUUCCAGCUGUAAACAAUGUCAUUUAUUUAGUUAGACAGGCUUUACUGCAUUAUUACUAGGGGCCAAAAGCUGAUUUUCACCCUGAGAGCAGCAGUGACAACAACUUGCCAAAGGGCUUGUCCCGAGAGUCCUGGACGGAAGGUGGAGACGCACGCUACUUGCUCCAUCCAGCUGCUUAUGUUUGGGGCCAUGCCCAAGGUUUUGGUGGGUUAUUGUUAUUGUUAUUCUUAUUAUUAUUAUUUUUUUUGUACUCCUGGCUCAGUGGGACUGCUCCUUCAAGGCCAUCACUUUGGAGGGGGUCCCGCUUGCUGGGAUCUCUGUGGUUUCUCUUUUGGAGGGGUGUCCCGCUUGCUGGAAUCUCUGUGGUUUCUCUUGCCUCCUGCUGCAGCACAGCUAUGAAUAUUCAUUGCUCCAUGACUUUGCCUGUGCAUCCCUGUGAAGCCAGCAGGUUUCUGCUAGUCUCUGUGCAGGACGUAUCUGUUAAGAAUGGUCUCACCUUCAGCUGAGGUUUUGUAGCUCAGGCUGAAGAAGAUGGAUAGCUUCCUCUGGUGUCCUUUUUAUUCUACCCAGGCUUCAGUUCUGGUUGUAAUUCCAGAAGUGGUGCCGUGUUCAAGCCGGUAUUUAAGCCCAGUUCUUGCUCUAAUUCUCCUUGAUCUCGUAUUGGAAAUUUUCAGAGACCAAAAGCAUGCAGCUCUUAGAGCUCGUCAUUGCCAGAUGUUGCUUAAUUGGACUAAAAUACACUGGUGAAACAGGACAACACAGCUGCAGAAUGUCUCCUUGCUUCAGAGCCUGUAGGCCCAAGGAAGCCCAUAAGUAUCAAAAUAACCACAUUUUUAUACCUUGUCAUGAGUUUAGCAAUUCCAGCUGCUCCCUGCAAGGAUUCCACAAUGCAUGGGGGUUAGCAUUUAAUGGAAAUGCUGAGCUGCUGCAGAUCUUCUGUUAAAAUAUAUUCCACUCAUUGCAUGACCAUUAUGGUGUUUUGUAUUUUCUUCAGUGACUGAUUUAUCUGACAUUUGGGAUUUGUAGCCCAGCACACCCACUUCAGAAAUUGUUUGUAGCUGAUGUCAAGAUCUUUGCCUAAACACUGUAGAUUUUAAUGAACUGUAUUCUCUUUACAGGAUUGAAGUUCGACACAGGAACUCCAAACAUCUACUUCAUAUUGCUAGUCUAAUAACUUAAAGGAGCAAUACUUGCUUUCUUUAAACUUCCUAGUGGACAAAGGUUGGGUAAGCAGAAUCACUGAAUAGCUUUGUUGAUUAAAAGAAGGGUUAAAUAAGUUGGAAUACCCAAGCGUCAGGAAUAUUCUGACUUCCCCAAAGCUUUAUCUAGUUGAUGAACUCUCUUUCAUGUGUAUUUCAGCUUUUUUGGUACAUAAGAGAAAUCCCUGACAAAAAUAGUUAAAAAUGAUGCUUGCAAUGAGUAUAGUUCAAAAUAUUAAAAAUAGGAAGAUUUUUAAUUUUAAUCUCUGGAAAGAGACCCCUGGGUACUCCGUAACUCUAUAAACUGGCCAUGGAGACCUAGCUCUUCCUAAAAAAAUCACUUUGAGACCCUAAAAGAAAAGUGAAAUAUGCUCCUACAUCCUUUAAAUGCUGGGUUAUAUAAACAUAUUUAAAUUGUAAUAAAAGAGAAGUUAGACAAGCGGAAGCUCUCUCCCACAAGCUGUGGGCAUCUUGAUUUCUGCUGUUCAUGACAGCAACUGCUCAGGGAGAAGUGAGCAGAAGAAAAUUGUCAGGGAUGAAAAAUUGUUCUUUAUGAAAGCUGAAUGUGUGUUGUCAUUGUGAUCUGGCUGAGCAGGUCUCAGUUGCUGGAAUGCUGUGCUUCGGCCAUGGCAGCAUUGUGGGAUUUAGGCUCUACGCCCACUGUGGGCAAGCCUGGGUGCCUGGUGGUUUAUCCUUACAUGGGACCACAGCUUGAAGCACUCAGCAAUGGCGCUCUGGCCAAGUCCUGCUGUCUUCAGCAAGGCUGGGAGUGCUGGUGUGCUCCCCCUGAGAGCCAGCAGUGGUACCAGGGCAGCUGUGUGCUCGCUGCCUUUGAUAACUAUGGGGGAAGCACGUUUUCAAAGUCACUUACGUGCUUGUUUUCUUUACUACUUUUAGUAACUUGUAAAAUGCUUACUGCCAAUUAUUUGAACAAACAAUGUCAUGGAGGAUAUCUCAGUCUUGGCAGUGCUAUCAGCUGGACACAAACAUCUCGUAAAAGAAAUGCUUUGGAAAAGUUUUCAGCAUGCUGGAAACGGAAAGGACAACCCUCUUCCCUCUGAACUGCCUCUGCCAUGCUCUAGACACUGAAAUGCCUCAAAACCUGACUUAUUCCAGCAGAUGGAUGGGACCAGAGCACUGAUGGGUCCUAGCUGGGUGACCCAUGUGCUCACUGCUUUGCUGCUGUGCAGUGGAAAAUCAGGACUUUCCCCAGGCCUGUUCAGUGCUUCCAUGCGAAAUUGUGGCUUCAGGAAGGAAAGUGAAACACUGACCAAGUUCUUCCCUUUAAAAAUGCUAGUAGUUCUCCCUCCUGGCCAAAACACUGGGUUUGGAGACACCCACUGUCACAACUGAUCAUGCUUCAGAGGUACGUGAGAAAGUGAGAUCGUAUGUACGUACGUAAGAUCCAGCACAUGAAAGCAAGAACCACAGAUGCUGGGUGUGAGCAGGACCAUCAGUUUUCAACUGGUUGCUGCUCACGACUGCUUUACUCCCUAAGGCCCCAAAAAGGAUGCAAGAAAGCAGCCUUCUCUGCAGGAGUGCUCUGGGGCUGGGGAAUGACAAGGUAGGUACUCCAAUAUUACUUGCAAGACUGAGCAAUCAGUCUCUAAAGACACCCUUAAACAAACAUGUGGGAAGGAAGAAUGCAUAUAAAAGUUUAUGGAGUGCUGGGAGAACCCAGCUGCAGGCAGGGUGGUUUUGGUGAGUUUGUGUAAAAGGCCUGUUGUAUGGCACAAUGCAAAUGCACUGUCCAGCACGAUGGAAAUCAUCAAUUCCAUGGCAGUGUGUGUGUGCUGGGUCCCCAGCUCCUGCCACCAGCUCCAGGACCAGGGAGUCAGUGUGUCCUGCUGUAAAUCAGCACCAAAGGGGUCAGAGCCACAUUGACCUCCGUUGGGUUAUGAAUCCCGAGGAGCACAUUUGUGAGAGAGUUUUUUGUCCCCUCUUCCUUUCUCUGAAAGAAACAAAUCAAUUCCAUGGAUACAGUCUGUAUCUGGAUCCCACAUUGCUUUGAGGAUUUGGCAGGCUGGCAGUGUUGAACCUCAAGAGCUGGCUCUGACAGUCUGCUGGUACAGUUGGAUAUAUUGUCUGUUUGGAAUAUUCCAGCCCUGACAGCAGCACUUGCCUGCAAAAACCAAGACCCAGGACUUGGAAGGCAUUAAUUUUUUACUUUUAAUUUUUUUUUAUUUUAUUUUUUAUUUUUUUUAAUGUGCACAACUGAUCAGAUGUUGCUAUUUGUAUUGUGUGUAUUUGUGGUUUUUGUGGGUAUUUUGGGUUUGUUGUUGUGGUGGGUUUUUUGUUACUUUUUUUUUUUAAUUGUUGUUGCUGCUUUUUAAACACUUCUAGUAACCUCUUCAGGUGUAUGGGCUUGAGGACACAAAGGUAAACCUGAGUGCUGCGUACAAACCUGUGGCAAAAUUCCUUGCUUCUCUUGAAUGGUGAUUUGUUCUUUUUCUUGGUACAAAAUACAUACAUAUAAUCCUUCCCCAAAUACAUGCCCUGGGAAGAACUAACUCCUCAUCAUUUAAAAUAAAGCAGGUGAUCUUGUGUUAAAAUCUCCCAGCUUUUGUAACUUUGCAGCCAGAUGAAUUGUAUUAUAAAAAGCCUGAAGACUCUACUGCUGUGCUGGGCUCUGAUGCAGUGGAUCUAUGCGCUGGAUUUACCAGCCUGGCUGUGGGAGCUGAACAAACGUCCUGGAAGCUCAGGGGGCAUCAGCUCAGCUGCAGAACUGCGUGGCAAAAAGUUGGCUUGUGCGUGGACAACUUGGGUGUCCAUAUUGGGUGUACCUUCUAUUUCACAGCCAUUUGUAUCCAGGCAAUGCUCAGAAAUAGUAAGUGGAAGAAAGAAGUAGUGUCAGAAACAGAAGAGAGAAAGGGGUAUGUACAUUGGCCAAAUGGAGCUUUGGGGUGAGAACUUAGGAUCAGAUAAGGAAUUGGAUACAUUGAGCACUGGCGGGGGGAAGAAUGGGAGAGGAUUUGGCAAAGAGCAGACCAAGGUGUGACCCCCAUUGCACCAGGUGCAUCAGGCUUGUCUUCUCAUCUACUAAGAGGUAUGAACCCAGCACAAAAUUUCAAACAGUUUUGGAGGUAAAACAGAAUAGAAACAGUUGGUAUCUGUAAGGAUCAAAAGUGCAUGUGGAAAGGAAAACAUAUUUGAAUGUAAACAAUUUGUGUUUGUUAUCUUUGAAAAAUAAACGUUCCCAUGCAUUUUACUCUUUCCCCUGCUUGCAAUGCGUUUUGGAUUUUUGAUGAGAGACAGAGUAGGAUCUUUCACUGGUUGUUAGUGUGCAAAGCAACCAGCAGCAAGAAUUCCUGGCUGAGGAUGUCUUGUCACGUACUGCUAGUAAAAAUUGAAUUAAUAUGGGUCAGAGUGAGUGCAGACAUCUCAGAUCACUCAACUGGGAGUCAGCAGCCCUGCAGACCCAAGGCAGGGUGUGCACAGGGGGGACUGGUGGCAAAGGUGCAUUUCUUUCCCUUUGCAGUCAGAUGUGCGACCACUGCACUUGCACAUCCUAUAUGCUCCUACUGACCUGGUUCAUAGAUGUUUGGUUUGAAGAAGAAAAGAGUUCUUGCAGUGUGUCUCUAGAAGGUGCAUCAUCUGUUUAACGCCUCUUGAACAAAACAGCAAGUCUCCUGGUAGUGGUUGUAAUAUACAGGAACUGAGUGCAAAUCUCCAUCUUAAAGUUUUUAGUUAAGUCUUGACUUUUUCAACCUUCAACCUAGUAUGGAUGUUACUGUCUGCUUUACAAGCUUUCUUCAUAUUUUGUUGAGUAAUGCAAAUUACAGUGGUGCCAGGUUGUUUACUCUUUCCUUUGCCUUUUCCAUGAAAACCUCGAAUGACAGUGGGAAGGAAUGAGUGGGGAAAGAAGAAGGGAUGACCCAAAAUCAAAAUAAGUAUCUAUGGAAUGAGUGACUGUGUGCAUUGAAGAGUUUCAUGUGUAUCUCCAGAUGACAAGGAUGUGCUGACAUGUAUGUUGUCUGACUCUGGCUAUGACACACAGUGCCUGAGCCUUUGAGACAGAUAAGGUCUCCCAUCCUGUGCAGUGAUUUGAUAUUACCCUCCUUCGAGACAGCUGUGAGGUUUGGGUCUGUUUCUGUGUUAUCUGCUCUCAGCAUGUCAUUUCAUUGAGCUGUUUCAGCUUUCAUUCCCUUCCAGUGUUUGCCCCAAGCACAGGCAUUAUGCCUGUUUGCAGCCUGACAGUCCUGACUGCUUUGUCGUUGUGUUCAUGAAGUGGUAAAUCAGCUGCACUGUGAUAAAUAGAAAUGCUGCAUGGGAUUCCCCUUCUUUAAAUAACCUCAUCUCCUUUUUCACAGAAAAUGUCAAGACCUGGUCUCUUCGUAUGAGGAAGGUAAAGCCAAGAGCUGCCAAGGACUCCUCUCACUCUCUUGAGAAGUAGUGCUCUCUUCCAGGGCAUGUAUAUGAAUUUGCUGAUGAGCUUUUCCAGCACCCUCUGCAGCUCUUUCUGGGUCAAAGACACAGGUGGGUAGAAAUGUUUGUCCUCCACAGCCUGCUCAGCCCUUGGUUCCUCUGAAGAUGCUGGCAAAAGGCUAUUUUCUCUGUUGCAUCUCUCUUCUGGGUCACCUUUGUGUCAGCAGAGCUGAUUAUAGAGCCUGUGAUGCCUCUGGUGUGUUGCACAGCCCCAGAGCAAGGGCAGGCACUGGGGUUCCACCAGAUCAUCACAGUUGGAUAACCCUCACUGCGAGACUGUGCCAGUGUUUAAAGAAUGCGAUGAGUUUGGGUCCAGCUGUGGCUGGUGAUGGAUGGCCAGCCAACAGCACCUGGCUGGGGCAAAGGGACACAUCACUGGCAAGGACUUCUGUGGGUGCUUUCCAGGUGGCACAUGCAGCCUUACCUGAGGAGCACAGCACACGUGUCCCAAGUAGACAGGAUGCUGCUGCAGAGGAAAUCGCACUCAGAAUAUCAGGGCAAAAUGUUCAAGGCUUAUGGUUGCUUACUUUGCGUCCGUGCUUGUUCUCCAGCAGCCGUCUUGUUGCUCCUUCCAGGGAGAGGUGGCUGGGGCCAGGUGGAGCUUGUGACGCAGGGAAGAAGCAGAUGUGAAAACUCAGUGUUGUGUGAAUGGGAAGUCAGAGUAAGCUGUGCUGAUCUGCUCUUUGUGGCCUCAGAGCCAAGCCUGCUCUCUGCCACGUGGAUUUGUCCUGCUGCCCUCCUCGACUCCAGCAGCACGCAUGUCUUUGCAAGGACUUGAGCAGUGGCUUUCCCGUCCUACUAACUGUGAGAUGGGAUCAGAUCCUUACACAGGCAAUACUGAUGUGAAUGCUGUGAAGUUCCUCUGCUUUCUGCCUCUGCGUGUUCACAUUAAGCUCAGCUCUGCCAGGACUAACAGCCUAUUCCACUCUCAAAUGUGUCAGAAAGUGCCGGGGCUCCAUCAAGUGCACAGGAAUCCCCCUGUCCUCAGACACACGUGAAUCCUUGCACAGAGGCUCGCACAUGUUGCAUGUACACCUGGGAGGCAGACUGCAGUUGCAUGUGGGUGUAUUCUCCUGGCUCACAAGCUGCAGUAGGAAACAGCAGAUAUAUUUGUGUGAAUUUCCUUUUUCUUGCUUGCUUUUUUUUAUUUGGUUGUCCUGUUCCUCUCUCCUGAUUUACUGCAUGCACUCACGUGGCCUUCAAAAAGGGGGGGUUCUCAAACUGUUUUGCUUCCAAAAGGAAAAGAAACUGGCAGGCAUUCAUAUUUCAGUUCUCGAGUUAUGUAGGUUCAAGUCUCCCAGUGGGAAAACUGAAGAUAUGAGAGAGCAGAUUGCUGGUGGUUAUACUCGCCAGAAGGAAAGAGGAAAAAAGGAGCGUGAAAUUCUAGAGCUACAUCCAGGCAAAUGUGAAGUUUGAGAGGUGAGCGAUGUGAUAGAAAAGUGCUGCUAGCACAUGUGUUUCCUGCAAAACCUCCCUUUCCACCAGCACCAACAUGCAGAAAAACUACUCCCUGGUCACCACCACCGGAGAAACUCUCCAAGUCCUUUAUACAGCACUGACAAACUCAUCGGCUGCAUUGCACUCAGCCUCUCCCUGCCCACUUACUUCUUCAAAUUAUGAGUUUUCACUAAUUCCAGCACUCUUCUCUGUGGUUUUUGCUCUGGGGUUGGUUGGCAACAGCGUGGUGGUUGUGGUGCUUUGUCGUCACAGGGGCCCCAAAACAGUGGCUAAUAUCUACAUUUUCAACCUGGCCUUGGCUGAUUUGCUGUGCCUCGCCACCCUUCCCUUCUGGGCUACCUACUAUGCGCAGAGGUACAACUGGCUCUUUGGGUCUCUCAUGUGCAAAAUCUCCAGUUCUGUCCUGUGCUUGAACAUGUUUGCGAGUAUAUUUUUCAUUACAUGUAUGAGCAUGGACCGGUACCACGCUAUUGUUCAUCCUAUUCGUUCUCAAAGAAGAACUCCACAACAAGCUCGUUUUAUAGCAUUGGUUGUGUGGGGCCUUGCCUCUUUGUCCUCCCUUCCAACAUUUUAUUUCCGUGACACUGACUACAUUGAAAGCUUGGGUGUCAAUGCUUGCAUUAUGGCCUUUCCUCAUGACAGUUAUGCAAAAUGGUCUGUGGCAACAGCCUUCCUGAAAAAUGCACUUGGCUUCUUCAUCCCCUUGACAGUGAUCACCACGUGCUACAUCUGGAUCAGGAGGCACUUGCUCAAAGCACAGAAGUUUGGGAAAAACAAGCAGAAGAGGGACAAAGUCCUAAAGCUGGUGGCUGCUGUUGUUGUGGCCUUCUUAAUUUCCUGGCUCCCAUUCCACAUUUUAACGUUUUUGGAUGCCUUGGCUCAUAUGAACAUCAUUAACAACUGUGAAAUGACAGAGAUCAUCGACACAGCACUGCCGUUUGGCAUCUGCAUGGCAUUUACCAACAGCUGCAUCAAUCCUUUGCUGUACUGCUUUAUUGGGAACCAGUUCCAGGAGAAGCUCCAUCACUUAUUUAAGCGAAGAGUUUAUCAGUUCAACAGCCAUCGAGAGAGCUCUUCUUUGAGGAAAGGGAGCUGUUUCAAAGAUGCUGAGAUCCCUGUGGGCAGGGAAGUGGGGCCUGAGCCCUUCCUGUAGGCACUGGGACGUGAUGUGGGGUGAUGUCAGUGCAGCUGGCUGUCCCUGCAGUGGUGACACUCCUGUCUCCUGUUCCCUUUAUUUUGUGCCCGUUCAUUCACCAGCUGUUUGAAAAAGAAUCUGUUUUUCUCAUACAUGGGGAUUUAUUCUUUCUUCUUUUCCGCAAUGAGCACUCAGGUCUUACAUAGAGGGAAGAUUCUGGCAAAUAAAUAUGGCUUUUUAAAUAUCAUCUUGUGCAUGGCCAAGAUCGGGCAAGUACUUAGUGUAACACAAAAAGACAAAAUAUACCAAAAGGCCAUUGUAUGAUAGCUGCAAUUGUGUCAGUGCUGAGUAUCAUACCCUAAACUGAUUUUCUAAAAUAUAUUCUCACUAGAGAUUGUGUAAAUAAAGCAGUGCAGAUGCUUCUGCACGUAGCUGUAAGAAAAUAUUUUGACCUGUAUUUAUAUAUAUAUACAAAUAUCAUUUUUUAAAAAAUACAUGGCUAGCAGUGUCAUGUGUAACAUGCAUCAAAUAUACCUCCUGUCUGCUUAGCCAGGGCCCCUGAGAACAGGUGGAGACAUGGUUCUCCAAACUGCUGGAGGCAGGAGAGUAUCCUUGAGGGAAAGUACAACCACAUGCGUGUUUUUAUACUUAUAGCAGGUAACAGGUUCUUAGGUUUGAUGGUCCUUUGCUGUCAUUCAAUGUGGUCACUUCUGACAGCAUUGCUCCAGGAACUGAAUAUACUACAUCCUAUUGCUACAUGGCCAUGCUGAGUCUCAUGCACUGUCCAGUGGCCUUUGAGGGAAGGACUUGCUGGUUGUCUGGACUUUUUGUUGAUUACUAUUGUAAUUUUGGGGUAUUGGGUGCAGAAAGCCUAUGUGACUCUGUCUUAAUACCCAAAAGCAAAAUUGUGGUGUGACUCCUAAGACUGGCUCACAUCUCAGUAUGAGCAUUUAUUUAUUUGUAAAUAAAAGAAA
Messenger RNA from Columba livia (rock pigeon), 10187 nucleotides. It is a transcript of the gene AGTR2, whose product is annotated as angiotensin II receptor type 2. Gene Ontology annotation, cellular component: external side of plasma membrane; membrane. NCBI's taxonomy places the organism in Eukaryota, Metazoa, Chordata, Aves, Columbiformes, Columbidae. The transcript has 2 exons. The record is from RefSeq and is a predicted model, not a curated record. Gene Ontology annotation, biological process: brain development; calcium-mediated signaling; regulation of apoptotic process. Bases 8113 to 9231 code for a protein of 372 amino acids. Gene Ontology annotation, molecular function: C-C chemokine binding; C-C chemokine receptor activity; angiotensin type II receptor activity.